Molecule: messenger RNA, 1385 nt
Organism: Dunckerocampus dactyliophorus (ringed pipefish)
Lineage: Eukaryota; Metazoa; Chordata; Actinopteri; Syngnathiformes; Syngnathidae
Gene: star
Product: steroidogenic acute regulatory protein
Exons: 7
Coding region: 109-966 (285 amino acids)
Biological process (GO): steroid biosynthetic process; intracellular cholesterol transport; regulation of steroid biosynthetic process
Cellular component (GO): mitochondrion; mitochondrial intermembrane space
Molecular function (GO): cholesterol transfer activity; cholesterol binding
Source: RefSeq, a predicted model, not a curated record
GUCCUCUUGACAACACUGUUGUCAACUCAGUUACAUUUGACAAACUUGAAUAUCAUAUCAAUAUUGUGAUAUAUUUACUCUUAUAGUUUUUUUUCUCUUCAAGCAAAAAUGCUCCCUGCGACCUUUAAACUGUGUGCUGGCAUCUCCUACCGCCACAUGAGGAACAUGAGAGGUCUAAGAAAGAAUGCUAUUGUGGCUAUUCACCAUGAGCUGGACCGACUUGUGGGUCCAGGCCAGAGUAACUGGAUCAGCCAAGUCCGCAGACGAAGUUCCCUUCUUAGUUCUCAGAUUAGGGAGGAUGGAUACAGUGAGGAGGAAAUGUCCUAUGUGAAGCAAGGUGAAAAUGCACUGCAGAAGGCUAUCAGCAUCCUCGGUGAGCAGGAGGGCUGGACCGUUGAAACUGUUGCUGCAAAUGGAGACAAAGUCCUGAGUAAAGUCUUGCCUGACAUUGGUAAAGUGUUCCGGCUCGAAGUGGUGCUUGAGCAACAUCCAGACAGUCUUUAUGAAGAGCUGGUGGGAAACAUGGAGCAGAUGGGGGAGUGGAACCCAAAUGUGAAGCAGGUCAAGAUCCUUCAAAAGAUCGGCCAGGACACAAUGGUGACCCACGAGAUAGCUGGAGACACACCUGGCAACGUUGUAGGGCCUCGGGACUUUGUCAGUGUUCGCUGUGCCAAACGCCGCGGCUCCUCCUGUUUCCUGGCUGGAAUGUCCACUCAGCACCCCAAGAUGCCAGAACAGAGCGGUGUGGUCCGGGCGGAGAAUGGGCCCACUUGUAUAGUUAUGAAGCCCAGCAGUGAAGACCCGAAUAAGACCAAGUUCACCUGGUUACUCAACAUAGAUUUAAAGGGCUGGAUCCCAAAGACCAUCAUCAAUAAAGUGCUCUCUCAGACCCAGGUGGACUUUGCCAACCACCUCAGGCAAAGGAUGGCCACUCAUGUUUCUGUGGAGAUGGCUCACGCCUGCUGACACGGCAUGCCUCAGUACUGGCAGAAGAGAAUUGCUUCAUGUAUCAUGUAUGAAAAAUCAUACACGCUCUAUGAUCAUAGUAAUAAUACACAAUGUGAGGUAUUAGGGAGAUUAGAUGACUAGUCUGAGAAUACAUGUUGUUUCAGUUUACAAAUGUGUGUUGCUAUUACUUAAUAGGCAAUCUUUCCCUGAGAUUUUGCAGCUCUGACACCAAUCAUACGUUGACUAUUUCCAUCAUGUCCAUUCACAUUGAACCACGCCAAUGUCUUAAGUUUAAUAAACGCAUUGUUUCAAAGGGAUAACAUUUUGGGUAAUGCCCAUUACGCUGCAGUGAAAUUUUAUUGCAGUACUUUAUUUAUUGAUAUUGUGCACUUGCAUUGCAUUACAAUGGCUGCCAUGUGAAUAAAGAAUUAUUUAUG